Cinara cedri is the source of this 411-nucleotide messenger RNA. NCBI's taxonomy places the organism in Eukaryota, Metazoa, Arthropoda, Insecta, Hemiptera, Aphididae. The record is from the annotation of a GenBank genome assembly.
AUGUUCGCUAAAAAAAAAAAAAACUCUAAAUUAAGAAGAAAAUGUGACAACUAUAUUGACUGGUCGAAUAGACACUCCGAACUAGACCUCACAAGCAAACGUCUAUUGAGCGUAAUAAAAAUUAAACCUUCAUGGACUUAUCGAAUUCAACUGUGCAGUUGUGGCAGCAAGUCCAAUAUUGAGAUUGUUCAACGUUGCCAGGACAUCGUUCUCCAUACCAUUGUCACAGCAUACCAGUAUGACAGAAACGACAUUAUCCACCAAGAUAUGAUGAUCACCUCCGUCCAGGACGAGACUACCAAGUUUGCCCGCAAACAUGAGAAAAAGCUGGGUCAACACACCAAUCCAGGAGCAAUUCGACAACUCUCAAGAUGUGUUUUUUCUCUAUCGGAAAACAACCUUUUCAAUUAG